Molecule: messenger RNA, 5510 nt
Organism: Haemorhous mexicanus (house finch)
Lineage: Eukaryota; Metazoa; Chordata; Aves; Passeriformes; Fringillidae
Gene: AP4E1
Product: adaptor related protein complex 4 subunit epsilon 1
Exons: 21
Coding region: 31-3504 (1157 amino acids)
Biological process (GO): receptor-mediated endocytosis; intracellular protein transport
Cellular component (GO): AP-4 adaptor complex; membrane coat
Molecular function (GO): cargo adaptor activity
Source: RefSeq, a predicted model, not a curated record
GCCGGCUCUUCCGGGGGCGGCGGGUUCGGCAUGAGCGACGUGGUGGAGCGGACGCUGAGCGCCCUGCCCGGGCUGCUGGGGCAGCAUGACCCGGGUGCCGGCCCGGGCGGUGCCGGCGGCCCCGGCAGGGUAUCGGCCUCCUCCCGGCUCGGGAGCCUCAUCCGGAGCAUCACGGCGCUCACCUCCAAGCACGAAGAAGAAAAAUUAAUCCAGCAGGAACUAACCAGUUUGAAAGCAACAGUUUCAGCCCCCAGCACAACACUUAGACUGAUGAAGGAGUGCAUGGUGAGACUCAUCUAUUGUGAAAUGCUGGGCUACGAGUCUUCCUUUGGAUACAUCCAUGCAAUCAAACUUGCCCAGCAAGGGAAUCUUCUGGAGAAGAGAGUUGGUUACUUGGCAGUUUCUUUAUUUCUACAUGAAAAUCAUGAACUGCUGCUUCUACUUGUGAACACAGUUGUGAAGGACUUGCAGAGCACUAAUCUUGUUGAGGUAUGCAUGGCAUUAACUGUCGUCAGCCAGAUCUUUCCACGGGAGAUGAUUCCAGCUGUUCUGCCCCUAAUAGAAGACAAGCUUCAGCAUUCUAAGGAAAUUAUCCGAAGAAAAGCUGUUCAAGCUUUAUACAAAUUCUAUCUCAUUGCUCCUAAUCAAGUGCAGCACAUCCACGAUAAGUUCCGGAAGGCUUUGUGUGACAGGGAUGCUGGAGUCAUGGCUGCUUCUUUGCAUAUUUAUCUGCAAAUGAUUAAGGAAAACUCAUCUGGAUACAAGGACUUGACUGGCAGUUUUGUAACCAUCCUGAAGCAGGUAGUGGGAGGAAAACUCUCUGCUGACUUCAACUAUCACAGUGUGCCAGCACCAUGGUUACAAAUUCAGCUUUUAAGAAUUUUGGGGCUGUUGGGAAAAGAUGAUUCAAGGACAAGUGAAUUGAUGUAUGAUGUUCUAGAUGAAUCUUUAAGAAGAGCAGAGAUUAAUCAUAAUAUUACAUAUGCCAUCUUGUUUGAAUGUGUCCAAACAAUUUAUACCAUUUAUCCCAAAUCUGAAUUACUUGAAAAGGCUGCCAAGUGCAUUGGAAAAUUUGUUUUGUCACCCAAAAUUAAUUUGAAAUACUUAGGUUUAAAGGCUCUGACCUAUGUUAUCCAGCAGGAUCCAAACCUGGCACUUCAGCACCAGAUGACAAUAAUUGAAUGUCUGGACCAUCCAGAUCCCAUUAUUAAAAGGGAGACUUUAGAGCUUCUCUACAGGAUUACAAAUGGGCAGAAUGUAAUUGUCAUAGUCCAGAAGAUGCUUGACUAUCUAAAAGAAAGCCAAGAAGAAUAUGCUAUCAUUAGCUUAGUUGGCAAAAUAGCAGAACUAGCUGAGAAAUAUGCCCCUAACAAUGAGUGGUUCAUCCAGACAAUGAAUGCUGUGUUCUCAGUUGGAGGUGAUGUUGUGCAUUCUGAUAUCCCAAACAACUUCCUGAGGCUGUUGGCUGAAGGAUUUGAUGAUGAAAAAGAAGAUCAUCAGCUACGGAUGUAUGCAGUUCAGUCUUAUUUGGGGUUACUUGAGGAGGAAGAUAGAUUGUAUCCACAGAAAUUCCUUCAAGUUAUGAGUUGGGUGUUGGGAGAGUAUUUCAGUCUUGUUACAGAUGUUGAUCCAGAAGUUAUUUUGACAAAGCUGCACAGCCUGCUGAAGAAGACUUUUGUUACUUCUGAAACUAAAGCGUGGAUAAUGGCUGCAGUCACCAAGAUAGCAUCACACACUUCCUGCUCAAAAACAGUGGAUGCACUAAUCCAAGAACUCAGCAGCUCUCUGGAUACAUGCCUGAGACAAUAUGCCUUUGAAUUGAAGCAUCUGUGUGAAGACAAAGCACUGAUGAAAACCUUGCUUCCAUUUGAUGCUAGUUGCAGUGACCUGGUGGUAGAUGCUUCCUUAUCUUUUCUGGAUGGGUUUGUGGCUGAGGGACUUGGUCAUGGUGCAGCACCAUAUAAGCCUCAUCACCAGAGACAAGAGGAGAAACUUUCUCAGGAAAAAGCUCUGAAUUUUGAACCUUAUGGAUUGUCAUUUGCUUCAAGUGUGUCCUCAUCUGGUGUCACUGGCAGACAGUCUCCCACUGGUUUAUCUUUUGGCUCUGAUAUAUCUGGGAAUAGUGCUGAGACGGGGCACAAAGAGACAAAUACUCUGAAACUUGAGGGAGUACGCAAGCUCUGGGGAAAGGAAGGUUACCUUCCAAAGAAAGAGAACAAAACAGGGAAAGGAAACGAGCCACAAGCAGUGCCUUGUGGCAGCUUAUUAGCAGGGCCAGUGGGGGAACCUCCUGCUUUGCAGCCUGAGCAGGGGGCCAGCCUGUCUGAGGAAGACAAAGAGAAGCAGCAGUUAGCAUCAACUUUGUUUAUCGGGCUGGGAUCAAGUGCUGGUGUCAGCCUGAUGGGCAAAGCAGACACAGCUACUCAGAAGUUCAAAAGGAAAUCAAAGGUAGCUGAAACUCAGCACUUGAGUGAGGAGGCAUCAGCCUUCCAAAACAGUGCUGCUCCAGAUUUUGGUCCCUUACUUGAUACAGUACCUGUUAAUGUGGAGGACUCUGAGGGAAGUAUGCACACAAGGUUAAGGAAAGCCUCCCCUUCUUCUUCAGAUAUUGUAGAAGACAAUUUAGCAUUUGAAGCACCUCAGUCCCUCAGAAAAUCUGUGCUGGAUGACAGAAUUUCAGCUAACAGGCUGUCACGGUCAUCUUUGUUUGCUGAUAGCAAUAUUGAAAUUUUUCAGCCUUCUUCAAGUGCUCAAUGUGAAAGUGCCAGUGAAACACCAUUGGUCCCUUCCUUACCAGAAGAACUUGAAGAGCUUCCUCACUCUGAAGUAGUGAGACUUUGUCAGAAUGAUGCCUUAGCUCUGCAUUUAUGUAAGGUGUGGACAGAUGACUCUCUGUUGCUCAUUGUUUUUGUUUCAAAUAAAGCUACUUCUGCACUUCAUGCUGUGAAUUUAGUGUUUGAAGAAACAGAACACUUUCAGAUUUUGGAGAGUGCCACCUCCCAGUUUCCUGUAAUUGAAGCUCAAAGUGUGGAACAUUGCCAGAAAUGCAUGAGGAUGAACAAAGUCUGUACACAGGCAAUUCUUCCUGGCUCUGUUAGCUACCAGUCAGAGAUGGAAACUUGCCUUGAAUUUUCAGUAACUUUAUCAUUGAUGGACUUCAUCAGGCCAAUGGAAAUGACUACAGAAGACUUUGGGAAGCUGUGGUUGUCUCUCUCCAAUGAUGUGAAACAGAAUAUAAAGAUGUCAUCUUGCCAAGAUUCCCUUUCAGCAGCCCUGGAUACACUGCAGCAGAAGCUGAAACUCCACAGAGUUGAUGUUAUAGGUAAUGAGGGAAUCCUGGCCUGCCAGCUCCUUCCUUCUGUGCCCUGUCUGCUGCACUGCCGCACUCACUCCGGGCUGCUGGCCCUGUGGUUCAGGUCCCCUUGUGCUGCUCUUCCAGAUGGUUUGCUCUAUCAGUGCCAGAAGGUGAUGGAGGAAUCCUGCGAGCAGCAGUGCCUGCCUUAAUCUCUUUGGUGUGUGAAAGCAAGUCAAAGAUUUAUACAGUUGCACAGAUAAUUACCAAAGCUAAACUAAGAUACUGCUUCUUCAAGUGUUAAGUUUUCUUCCAGCUGGCAAUGUCCAAGUAGACUUGUGGGGGAAAAAUGGUGACCUAAAUUACCCCUGCAAAAACAUGCUCAGGACUGUACAGUACAUUAAAGUAUUGUUACCUGUGUAAGUGAAAUGUAUAUUAAUUUUGUUGUAAAUGACUGAAAGUAUUUAUUUUUAUUACACAGCUUUUAUAGAUGCCAACACUUAUUCUUCAUGACAACUACUUAAAUAUGAUUUUGAAGAAACAUGUCCAUUAUGAGGUCAGACUUGAUUAGUUAUUUAAUUUUAUUUUGAUAAUUUUUCUAAAGCUAUUUUUAAGCACUGCUGGCAACAAGACCCAUAUUGGUGGUUAUAUAAAAUAACUUAUGUAGCAACAAAUGCAUGGUUUUAAAACACUUAAAAGAUUCUAGGGAGGAAAACACUUCCCAUGAUCUUUGGUAUUUACCAUGGAAGGGAUAACAUCUAAAUAGAUUUUUGAUAAGAGUCAGGCAUGUGAAAUUGUUUGGAAGCACCUCCUGAGGGAUUAGCUAAAGCCCUUCAGGUUAGUUCCUGUCUGCAGUUCUUCCUGCCCCAGAUUUCAGUCUCAUUCCCUUUGCACAGGGGUCUGUGACAGUCACUGAGUGUCUGUGCAUGUCCUAGAUGAAGUUCCACAUGGAUCAGCUCUGAGAUGACUGAGCUGGGGGCACUUGGCUGUGGACAUGUUGACUCCUUGAUUGUUGGGUAGUGAACAUGUUCAUUGCUUUCCAGUCCACCCUAUAAAUUUAAUCUGGCCAAAAUCCCUGUGCAUGAAAAUUCACAAGGGGAAAACUUCCAUUUAUUUUUACUUGUAAUUAUUUAUAGCCUUGGUAUGACUCACCAAAGGUCUGACUUGCAGAGAAGUGGCUGUGUUGUGUGUGCAUGCCUGGGAACUGCAGCAAGGCAUGAGGGAUUAAAUCACAGCAGCAAAUGUGGAAAAUGUGUCUGAGCAGAUUGUCUCCUCUUCCUGCAGUAACCUCACAAUCUUGAAAAUCCAGCAAUCUUCAUUUAUUUAGAUCCUAAAUGAAAAAUAGUACUGGUUAGUAUUUAUAGCUGGUCUUGUUUUUUGUUGAAGCAUCCAAGAUUGUACACACAGUUCAGACAUGGUACAAAGGGAUUCUGUGGUGGAGUUCUCUACUUUGUGUGUUUAGUAGAAACAAGGAACCUCUCACAUGUCAGCAUUACUGAUUCUCACCUGAUAAGCACUGGUUCUAAAGGAAAACAAAGUAUUCUUUUACUUUGUUUUGGUAAACACUCAUGAAAUUGCUGUAAGAAGGUUAAUGUGCUGAUAGCAAUUUUUCUUUUAAGUCAAGCUACUUGUGUUAUCACAAGUAUAAUCAUCCAAGCAAAGUUCCUUUUUUAUUGUUGUUUCAGUACCCUCUUACUGAGGAAUUUAAAGUGCACUGAACCUGUAAAUAUAUUUAAUGUUCUGCAUACUUAAAUGUUUACUUGGCACUUCAAGACAGUUUAUAUAAAUGAAAACUGAUUUAUAGUGGAAUAAUUUCCAGCAGAUGAUUUCCCUGCUGGUAAAUCAGACUUGUGUUAUGCAAUUGGACUUCUGUAAUUAUAGGAACUCUGAUACAAAUAUCUGUUUGUGGCCUAUGCAUUUAAACCAUUUCAGCAAGGAGAUGUUCAAUGUCCUGGUGUUUAAAGAACUGCAAAGGCAACAAUGCCUUCUGUUGUUAAUGUAAUGUUCUGUGUAACCCUUCUCACUGUAUGAAUAGUGUAUGUUAAGGUGUCAGUAUUCUGAUUCUGAUUGCUUUAUGGUGUCAUCUCUUAAAGGAGUGUGCAGGGAAUUGUACCUGUGUCAGUCAUUAUUUUUGGAUUGCCCAACAAAUACUGUUCUGAAUCUAUCACCAUAUUUGAAUUUCUUGCAGUUUAAUAAAAUUCAGUUUUAUUAAAAAAAA